Gekko japonicus is the source of this 2305-nucleotide messenger RNA. RefSeq lists its product as uncharacterized. NCBI's taxonomy places the organism in Eukaryota, Metazoa, Chordata, Lepidosauria, Squamata, Gekkonidae. The transcript has 2 exons. The record is from RefSeq and is a predicted model, not a curated record. The coding region runs from base 318 to 1418 and encodes 366 amino acids.
UUCCGGCGUCCAGGUUACAUUUUCUGGUGGAGUUCGGGUCUUUUUGUCGGGUCUUGUUCUCUUCUCGCCAAUGGACUUGGAAGCCCUCGGCGGCUUUUGGGGUGCCUGAGGCUCCGUCCUGUCCAGGGUUGGGGUCGAGGGCUUUCUGGUUGCUGGAAAGGAAGAGGUGGUGGAAGUUUGUACCAGCCUUGUCAUGAAAACCUGGAAUCUUCCAGCAAGAUUUUCAUAGGUAUUGUGGAAUGGUUCAUUUUGAACAAGUGGAAAUUUCACUUUCAUUGCAAAAUAAACCAGUUAAAGUAUACAGACAUUUGUAGAUCAUGAGAUCUUUCAUCGAUGAUAGGGGCAUUGAUGGUCAAGUGACCUCUAAACGGACAAAGAAUUCAUCGUACAGCCAUAAAGGAAGAAAACAAAUCAGCAGGGAUGAAAUGGGUAGCAUGUUGGAACUCUGUGACCGUCUUGAUUCAUUCAUAACACAGUUUAUGCUAGUGCCUGAGGUCACGGUCUCCUUUGGACACCCAGAACUCAUGAAAGAGGCAUGUACUCUUCUUUCCUUGUCAAGUGAAGAUGGUAGCUUGCCCCAGCUCAUCUCUUAUGAUACUACCUUUAAACUUGGUGAUUUCUAUUUGUCUCCCAUAGUCAUGAGAAACAUCAAAUUGAAAGGCAACCCAGUAUUCCCUUUUGCUUUUCUCCUCCAUAGGGAAAAAUGUACAUCACACCAUCAAGAUUUCCUAUGUGAAAUAAUUACAAAAUUGGGGGCAGAGCAUAUGAAAAAUGUACCACUUUUGACUGAUAGAGAAAGAGGUAUUAGACAGCUCUCACAAAGGAGCUCUCCCUACAUCCCGAAGGUGUAUCACUGGAAUCAUAUUUUGAAUGAUGUCAGCACCUGGAUUAAAAAGCAUAGAAGAACCAAUGACCCUAAGGUUUUAAAAGACCACAUUGCAUUGCUUUUGAAUUCAGCAUCUGAGGAAGAAUAUCAGCACAAUUAUGAACAGUGUAGUCUCCUGUGGAGCCAGGCCUUCAGAAAGUACUUUGAUAAAGAACUGAAGGAUGUCAUACCAAACCAUGCAGCCAGAUUUUUUAUUCAGAAGUUUUCAGCCUUCAAAAAUGAUGUUGCAGCAACCAAUAACAUUUGUGACAGCAUGAACAUGGUCAUACAGAAUGAAUCAGAUUGGAAGGAAAUGCCUGUAGAUUGCCUUAUACAUUCAAUGUACCAUAUGCAGAUUUUUUUUCUUUAUGAAUUCCAACGAGCAUAUUGUGGCCUCGGAAGUUAUGCACUCAAGGAACAGUUUUCAUACUUGCACAAAACAACAGGAGAGUCCCAAUUCCCAUUUUACUAUCCUCUGGCAACAAUUGUGGACAGUAUAAAACUGGGCAAGCCCCUCCCAGGAAACAUGGGGAAAACCAGAAGAUUACAAUGAAAAUCAGACUUCUUUGGCCAAAUUUUGCAUAGACUCUGGGGGAGUUACCCUCUGCCCACAGACUGCUACCUUUACAGUGUGAGAUGUUAAUGGCUGCUGUCUGUUCCUGUGCCAGUAGUGAGCUCUGUUAUCAUAUCAUAGCAGCUCAGAUGUCAAUUGGGUAUAUGGAAAGAGGGAAAGGCAGAAAUAAAAGAGCUGGAAGAAAAAGGCGCAGGCAGGGAUCUAUAGUUAUAGCAGCACCUGACUCAUUUUGGGGUGUGUUAUAGGAUGAAAAUGUUGUGCUGGACAAUCCAGGGAAUGUUGAAGUUGCACUGGGCUAGUUCAGAGCUUGAGAGAACCAACACUUCAGGCUUUCUGUUAGAAGAACCAUUUUGAACAUAUUGUACCCCCAAAGCAAAAGAGAGAGAGACCACUUGGAUAAUUCCUGGAACAGAGCAGCAACAGAAAUGGACAGAUAGUUCUUAAAAUGCACACCUUUAUAAUAGAGUAUCGUUGAAGUUUGGAGCACGGUGUUGGGAUGAAAAUUCAAGUCUACCCAUUGUUAUACAUCACAGUGUGACUCUCAACAACAGUUUAUACACACACACUGAUACAACUAUAUACUUUCAUGGAGAGCUAUAUGGCUUGCAGUAUGGACACUGUACCGCUUCUGUUCAAAACUGAAGUCCCCAGUCCUGAGGCCCUUGUUCUGUUUACAAGGGUGGUGUUUAAUGCAUUCCAGUUUUUUUAGUCAGUUCCUUGUUGUACUUGUGCCUUUGCUGUAUUUCACUUUUGUUUCAACAUGAGAGAAAAUGUUUCAGGCUGUAAUCAUCAUAAGGCUUUUUGUCAGCAUCCUGUAUGGAAUGCCAAGGAGGUGGCAUGAAUUAUGGUACACAGGACUUUUGUUC